AUGUAAACAAUUCUUUACUUGUUCCAAUAGAGAAAGAGAGAGGAAGCUAAAAGGUUUUAUAUAUGUCUUCCCCUGUCAAGAUCUAGGGUUUCUAUCUCAUCGUUUCUCUCUAUUCAUAGAAUUUUGUUAACCUUUUCUUCUAGUUUUUUCUUUGUCUCAACUAUGUUUCUUUUCUUCCGGGAAAGAGCUAGUUUGCUUUCUCUCUGCCCAGCUGCCAUAGAAGAAUAUGUGUAAUUAAAGCUUAUUAGCCUUGAGAGCGAGCAACACAGGAAACCCUAGCUUGUUGCCUAGUUAAUUAUGAUUUAUUGGUGUAUAUUCUUUCACGUGUAUUUAUACAGUUAUUGAUAUAAUUCUCAUACUUGGAAAGAGGAAGACAAGGGGGAAGCUAUAGAGAGAGGCCCAUGGAAGGCACGGAAUGCUCAAACACGAGUCCAAGUAACCAAAAUAUUCCAGAAGCAGAGAGUGAAAAUGAAGAGGGCAGAAGCUGUAUGCCUGAAAAUGGUGGAAGCUCGAGCAACAGCACAGUGGAGGAAAAUGAGAAGAAGCAAUCGGUGAGGCCGUAUGUCAGAUCCAAGAUGCCAAGGCUCCGGUGGACCCAAGAUCUCCAUCUUCGAUUUGUUCAUGCUGUAGAGAGACUUGGGGGUCAAGAAAGAGCGACACCGAAGUUGGUUCUUCAAUUGAUGAACAUCAAAGGGCUUAGUAUUGCUCAUGUCAAGAGCCAUUUACAGAUGUAUAGAAGCAAGAAAAUUGAUGAUCCAAGGCAAGUUAUAACAGAUCAUAAGCAUCUUGUGGAAAGUGGAGGUCAAAAUCUUUAUAACCUAAGUCAACUUCCAAUGCUACCGGAUAAUAAUCAUCGAGUUAACGCUUCCAAUUUCAGAUUUGGAGGCUCUUCCUGGACUGCAGCAAGGGAAUACUUACUCCGAAAUCCUUACAUGAGCCGGAGUUUUUCCGAUCAAGGAUUAUUUCACGGCACUGUCACGGGGAGGAUCUCCCAUAGCAGCAUCAAAAGUUGGCCUAAUAAUAAUUUCAGCAUGGGAACUCCCCCUUUUGCUCCCAUGCCUCCCUGGAAAACUCACCAAAUUCACGAGACUUUCCAAACACAAGCCAAAUUUACCAAAGAUCAUUUUGCUUUCAUCCAAACCACCACCCCUCCUUCAAUUGAAUGGAAUUCACCCGAGUGCAGCAAGUCCAUGAAAAGGAAAGCCCCGGAUUGCAACCUGGACUUGGAUCUUUCUCUAAGGCUAACAAGAGGGAAUGAAGAUCAAAAUAAGCAAAAGCAUGACAAUGAUUUGGAGAACGAGUUAUCAUUGUCUUUGUACUCACCUUUGUCGAAGUUUAGUAGAUUGAAAGAAAAAGAUCAUAGUAAGGAGAAUUCAGGAAGGGCAAGUACUCUGGAUCUGACUCUAUGAAUUUUGGAAAUUCUAAGUGAGAUCUUGAGGUACUUAUCCUAAUUUUUUUUUUUCCUUUUCUCUUGUAUCAUUAGUAUCAGAAAUCAAUAAAAAAAAACUUUUAAU
Rubroshorea leprosula is the source of this 1514-nucleotide messenger RNA. NCBI's taxonomy places the organism in Eukaryota, Viridiplantae, Streptophyta, Magnoliopsida, Malvales, Dipterocarpaceae. The record is from the annotation of a GenBank genome assembly.